This is a messenger RNA of Solea solea (common sole), 2929 nucleotides long. RefSeq names its product 6-phosphofructo-2-kinase/fructose-2,6-biphosphatase 3 (gene pfkfb3). Gene Ontology annotation, molecular function: ATP binding; 6-phosphofructo-2-kinase activity; fructose-2,6-bisphosphate 2-phosphatase activity. The transcript has 15 exons. NCBI's taxonomy places the organism in Eukaryota, Metazoa, Chordata, Actinopteri, Pleuronectiformes, Soleidae. Gene Ontology annotation, biological process: fructose 2,6-bisphosphate metabolic process; fructose metabolic process. The record is from RefSeq and is a predicted model, not a curated record. Gene Ontology annotation, cellular component: cytosol. The coding region runs from base 215 to 1783 and encodes 522 amino acids.
AAAUAGCGGAUGUGCACUUCAGACCGGCAGAUUAUCAGCUCAACGUGUCCUGUGGACGUCCUGAACGGACCGACUAUUUGCCCUUGAACGGACGAGACUCUUAUACUUCAACCUGCGGCGGGACAGACUCGUCAACCGUCUCUUUUCUUUUUGAAAAACCUUUAUUCAUUUUUUAAUAAAAGCGUGUUCUGCGCAGCUCUCGAGGUCCCGAGGAAUGCCCAGAGAGCUGACACAGAACAGGAUCCAAAAGAUCUGGGUUCCCACCAAGGAUGACAAGCCGGCGGCGCCCCGCAGAGCAACGGGUGCCCCCCAUUUUGCCAACCCCCAGACCGUCAUUGUGAUGGUUGGCCUGCCAGCUCGGGGUAAGACGUACAUCUCCAAGAAGCUCACCCGCUACCUCAACUGGAUCGGCUUACCCACCAAAGUCUUCAACGUGGGAGAGUAUCGCAGGGAGGCGGUCAGGAACUACAGCUCCUUUGACUUCUUUAAGCCUGAUAAUGAAUGUGCCGUGAAAAUCAGGCAACAGUGUGCCUUAGCAGCCCUGAGGGAUGUCAAAUCCUAUUUGAAGGACGAGGGAGGUCACGUAGCGGUCUUUGAUGCUACAAACACAACAAGAGAAAGGCGAGACAUGAUCCUGACGUUUGGCAAUGAGAAUGGCUUCAAGAUCUUUUUCAUCGAGUCUGUGUGCGACGAUCCCAGCGUCAUUGCGUCAAACAUUAUGGAAGUGAAGGUGUCGUGUCCAGACUAUCGGGACUGCAACAAGACAGACGCCAUGUUGGAUUUCCAGAGGAGAAUUGAAUGCUACAAAACCAGCUACCAGCCUCUGGACCCCGAUCGGCACGACAAGGAUCUCUCCUUCAUCAAGGUGAUUGACGUAGGUCGAAAGUUCCUCGUGAACCGAAUCCAGGAUCACAUCCAGAGUAAGAUCGUCUACUACCUGAUGAACAUCCACAUCCAGCCGCGGACCAUUUACCUGUGUCGGCACGGCGAGAGCACCGACAACCUGGAGGGACGGCUCGGUGGUGACUCCGGCCUCUCACCACGGGGAAAACAGUUUUCUGUUGCGCUGGCUCGGUUUGUGGAGGAGCAACAGCAGCAGGAUCUGAAGGUCUGGACCAGUCAGCUGUGUCGCAGCAUCCAGACCGCCGAGCACCUGGGAGGUCCGUACGAACAGUGGAAGGCGCUCAAUGAGAUCGAUGCUGGGAUCUGUGAGGAGAUGACGUACGACGAAAUGAAGGAGAAGUUCCCAGAAGAGUUUGCUUUGAGAGAUGAAGAUAAAUACUACUAUCGCUAUCCUGCUGGAGAGUCCUACCAGGACCUGGUCCAGCGAGUGGAGCCCGUCAUUAUGGAGCUUGAGAGGCAGGCGAAUGUUCUGGUUAUUUGCCACCAGGCCGUCAUGCGCUGCCUGCUCGCCUACUUCCUGGACAAGAGCGCAGAUGAGAUGGCGUACCUGAAGUGUCCACUCCACACCGUGCUGAAGCUCACCCCUGUCGCUUAUGGCUGCAAAGUGGAGUCCAUCUCUUUGAAUGUGGACGCAGUCAACACCCACAGAGACAGACCUGAGGAGGUCAAGAGAGGUCCUGGCACUUUGAUCAGGAGGAACAGCGUGACUCCUCUGACCAGCCCCGAGUCAAUCAUCAAGAAACCUCGCAUCGAUGACCUGGACGAAGCUCUGAUCCAGGAGAUGCCACCGUCUGUUUCCUCUCUGGCCCUCUGCAGCCCCUCACACCUCCCUCUCACCCUGACUGGAAAGCACUGGCUGGGCAAAGUUUGCCUAACUUGAGGAGGAGCUCGUCUGGUCGCCAUGACGUCCUGCAGCUCUGCCAAUGAAAUUGCACCGAUGUGUCGCGAGGCUCCAGCGGCCAGCGAGAGUAUCACUAAUGAACACAAACAAAAACAGCAUCUCAGUCGUGGACAUCACCUCUUAUUGUUUAUUGUUUCCCCCCAUGUUACUUCAGACAGAGGAGUCUGUGUUUUAUAAACUGGGGUGUGUACACCUCAUUCAGUUUGAAGGAAGUAAUCACACAAUUAUCAAAAUGAAAUGGCUUUCAGGGAAACCGGUUAAAAAACCUGACCCUCACACCCAAAUCAAAUUGUCAACCAGGUGUUCAUGUUUGUAUUGUUGAUGAUCAGAGGGAAAUCAGAUUAUGUUUCCACAUGUUUUUCCAGAAUUUGGCAUGUUUUGAUUGAAUUGACACUACAAAAUGAGAUGAUUUGCACAGAAGGGAUAUGGAUCUCUAUUUUAAACCUUUGUUUGGUUUAUGCGUCACUGUCUUUUUCUUUUUUCACAAUGAAGGGGGUGAUUCGUCUUUUUCUUGUUUUGCCAUAGAGUGCCUGUAGUGCUUGUUUUUCCAAGCCUGUCACUGCUUCUCUUGCUAUUUCUCGUAACUCGAUUGCUUGAGGAGAGGCACCACAUUUCACCUAAUAACUCCACGUCACAGGUCUAUUAUUUAUUUUUUAUCUGGUGCAGUUUCAGUGCUAAAUUACGUGUCAAUUAUUUAACAAAGUUCUCUCUUGAGUUCCUUUUGCUGUUGUUGUCCACAGUGCUCACUUAUAUUUUGUCGACAACAAUGCGUGCUGUUAAUAAUAUCCUUGUAAAUGUUAGUGUACAUACAGGAAAGGACUCUGAAGUGUCUUUUAAUGACUGAAGUGUUAUAGUUUUUGUACUAAUGUGUUGGGACUGAACGCAGAGCGUCUGCUUGGGUCAAAGCUGCUGUAAACUCUUUUGCUCGAGAUACUUGAAUUUUUUUUUUUUUUAACUAUUUUAUUAUUCUCUUAAUUUAUUUGUAUGUAGAUUUUGAACGAGUGCUUGUUUUAAUCUGAGUACUAUGCAUGAAAGAGAGAGAGAGAGAGAGGAUGAGAUGUUGUUCACUUGACUUUGCUGGACCAAUAAAUUCACUCCAGAGAAAAAACAAUGUUUUUUUUGUUU